Arabidopsis arenosa is the source of this 1051-nucleotide messenger RNA. The record is from the annotation of a GenBank genome assembly. Lineage: Eukaryota; Viridiplantae; Streptophyta; Magnoliopsida; Brassicales; Brassicaceae.
GAAGCAUCGGAGAUCAAAGAAUGAACAUCGUUGGAUUAAGCAAACGUUUCUUCUCCGAUCGUCGUUCUCUUCACGGAAUCAACAAUGCUCUCGUGAAAACUGUGUUCUCCGGUCGAAAACCGAUCUUCGGAUUCUCCGGCCGAUCGUUUCACGAGCUGCGCAAAACUGGGAAUUUCGUAGUCCCUCGUGUCUUCUCCUUGUCGCGAAAUAUAUCGACGAAUGCUUCGUCUUCAUCGAAACAACCUGCGUUUCUACGAUGGUAUUUGAAAAAGCUCGAAUCACAUCCUUUCAUGACUAAGAGUAUCACUACUUCUCUCAUUUAUAUGGCCGCAGAUCUCACUUCUCAGAUGAUCACGAUGCAGCCAACGGGUUCUUUUGACCUGAUAAGAACAGCCAGAAUGGCUAGCUUUGGGUUGAUAUUUCUCGGGCCGUCACAGCAUUUGUGGUUCAGUUACCUUUCAAAGAUAUUGCCAAAGCGUGAUGUGUUGACAACCUUUAAGAAAAUAAUGAUGGGGCAGGUUCUUUUUGGACCUGUUAGCAACACGGUCUUCUAUUCCUACAAUGCUGCUUUACAAGGUGAAAAUUCUGAAGAAAUUUUGGCGAGAUUGAAGCGAGAUCUUCUGCCAACAUUGAAAAAUGGACUUAUGUAUUGGCCGGUCUGUGAUUUCGUUACAUUCAAGUAUGUGCCAGUUCAUCUACAGCCGCUGAUGAAUAGCUCGUGCGCAUAUAUAUGGACGAUUUAUUUGACAUAUAUGGCAAACCAGACGAAAGCUGACAGCUGAACAAUGACAAGGAUGAAUGUUCUUGGUCACACGCAAUCGCAUUCUCUUUAUUCAAUUGAACCAACCAUUAGUACUAGUAGAAUUUUUUUAGGUGUCUACAAUGCAGCAAAAGUUUCGCAUUGACAUGGACACAAACAUGUAUGAAUUCUGAUCAUCCAAGCAUAUAUUUAUCAGGAAUUCUCAAAGUUCCAUCACGUUUUACUGCGAAAACUUGCUUCACCAUCUUCUUUUUCUCUCCAUCCUUAGGAGUAUAAAAAGCAAAACUACUU